AAAACUGUUUAUUUUAAUCAUUUUAGCCCCCCUGUCGGAAGCUCCAAGUCCCUCUGUCAGAAGAUUUCUUGCGCCACCUCUGCCUGAAUUCUUUGACCCUUUCUCGGCAUGAGAUUCAAGUGUCUUUUCAAACGCAAAUAUCAUUGUCUCUAAAAAUAAGUGUCUAAAAAGUAAGACAUUGUGGCUUCGUCCAUGUUAAUUUUUAUUCGCCCUUAUGCUAGGCGAGAGGCAAAUCGCUCUAUGAAAAUCUCGCACACCUUUGGUGGAAAUCUUAUUGUUGUAACUGAAAAUCUCUGAAAAUCCUUUUGUUUUCAUGGAAAUCUCGUAAGCUGUUGGCAUGUGUGAAUAGAGUUUUUAAGUGAUGAUAUCACAAUAAAUUUGGUUUCUAUUCGUAACUGUAGAAACAGAGCCAAAAUGACAGUAAUCCGUUAGCAAACUUCAAAUCUUCUAUUGGCCAUAGCUCACCCAAGUUUUGACUCAUCGACUUAUUUUUGCAUAUUUGGAAGCAUUAUAUAGAGUUCUUUUAUAAUAUCUAAUCAAAAUCCAACAUUCUAAAGAAAAUCUUUGUUGUGACGUCAAAGGGCCUCAAAGUUAGGAACUCGAUUUCCCCUCCGGUGCAGGGUUCAUGAUAUCGGUGUCGUAUCCCUGAGUCAUGUGUUGAGCUCACUCAGCAUGAUCGGCUUUUGUUCCCCUAUUUACCGCCGGAUCAUGUUAGAUAUCAUCUCUCAAACCAUAGUCAAUAGAAAAAACUCUGGUCUGGAAGCCUAUUGUUCUAACUCUUUGUUCGUGUUUAUUGCAAUCACGUGAUCUAAGUAAGGGGACGCGGCAAAAUUGGAAUAGAGGGAUUGUUGUUGAGUUUUGAGCGUAUUGCGAAGAUGUUGGUGAUAUUUUGAGAACUAUGGUCGGUUCAAAUUGUGCAAUCCCAGGUUGUGGAACUUCUCGUCGACAUUCCUACGGUGGAGUUGGACUUUUUCGAGUUUCACAGCGAAAAUCGCAAGAUUUCAUAGAUUGGAGAAGCGAGACUUUGAACAUCGUCAAGAAGUACAGGACAGUCGACAGCGAUUUCAAACGUCAAAUCGAAUCUGGGAAUAUUUAUAUUUGCGAGAAACAUUACCAGAAAGGAGAUAUUGAGCUUACUAAAACUGGACGGAAGUCUUUGAUAUUUGGUGCACUACCAAGAAUAAAUCUUCCAUUGAAGUCUUUUCAACAACCAACAGCAGCAGAAAGACGCCAUCUUAGCAUUGUCAAGGACAGUGUUGCUAGUUUACAACACAGUGUUCCUUCUUACAAACACUUCAAUGAGUUUGCAGCACGUGUUGGGAAAUUAAAGCUACAAUCUAAUGGCUGGAUUAUCGCCAACAGUCCAAACAAAUUAACAUUCAAAUUUUUUGAAAGGCCAUACAUUAUUCCUCAAUUAGAGGUCAUUGUAGAUGAGAGCUUGGCAUACACCUGUGCUGCCUAUGGCCAUCUUUUGCCAGACGACCAUUUUUUGUAUAAGGAAAGCAAAAGAUCCCUCAGAAACAUCACAAUUUCGAAGUUUCUGAAUGACUUGUCCAGCUUAAAACUUUGUUUAGGUGUUGUAGAUGUCAGAUCAGAUUCACUGGUAACUCAUCACAUUCCAUGUGAACUUGAGCUAGAAAAGAGUGAUGACAACCCUAGUCAACCCAAACAUUAUUUGAGGGCAAAAGAUUGCUCUUUUCUAACAAGAAGUGCAGAAGUAUGUCCUUCCUGCAAUGAAUCAACUAAGCAAAUUAAAAAGGCACAGUUGUCUAAACAAAGCAAGCAUAAUACUCCUGCACAUCCCAAUGCCCCAUUGUCACAGACACACCCAAAUAGGGUGAAGUUAGCCUUGCAAGAAGAGAGGUUGAAGUCUUCAAAAUUGAAAGUUCAAAUUCAAAGAAUGGAAAAAGAAAUAAAGUUUGCAGGUGUUGAAAUUGAUGAUGAUCUUUCAAGUGACAUUUUUGGGAUUAUGGCCAGCAACAGAGAGAAUGCAUCACCAUUCAUGAAACUUUUUUGGGAUCAGCAAACUAAACUUCUGCAAAGCGGAAGUAAGAAGUAUCACCCAAUGAUAAUACGCUUUUGCCUGUCCCUGGCAUCAAAAUCUGCGUCUGUCUAUGAUGAACUUAGACAUACAAAUAUACUGACUCUGCCAAGUCGUAGAACAUUAAGGGACUAUCGAAAUGCAAUAAGACCUAAGACAGGUUUUAACUCUGAAGUGAUCAAUGAGCUCAUUGAAACGGCUUCAAUGCUAAAAGGUGUUCAACGUUACAUCGUUAUUUCAAUUGAUGAGGUGAAAGUUCAGGAGAAUUUAGUGUACAACAAAAAUAAUGGAGAACUAAUUGGAUUUGUUGAUUUGGGUAAUGCAGAUCUAAAUUACUCUUGCUUUGAUGAUGUUGACCAGUUAGCCAGUCAUGCCCUGGUAUACUAUGUGAGAGGUUUGGCAUCAGACUUGAAAUUCAGCUUUGCGUAUUUUGCUACAAGAGGAGUUACAGCAUACCAAAUUAUGACAACUUUUUGGGAAGCAGUUGCUAUACUGGAGCUGACCUGCAAAUUGCCUGUCAUUGCUGCAGUUUCAGAUGGAGCUUCAUGCAAUAGAAAGUUUUACAAAAUGCAUGAUAUGUUGGAUGGAAAGGGAGGUGCAGAUGUUGUUCACCGUACCAUAAAUUUGUUUGCACUGGAUAGAUACAUAUGGUUCUUUUCUGAUGCACCCCAUUUGCUGAAGACAACUCGAAACUGUGUUUAUCAUUCGGGUGAAGGAAAAACACGAUACAUGUGGAAUGAUGGGAAGCACAUUGUAUGGAAUCAUUUUUGUAAGGUUGUUCGUGAUGAAAUGGGAUGUGGUUUGAAAAGUAUUUCAAAGCUGUCACAAGAGCAUAUAGUUUUAAAUCCAUAUUCCUGUAUGAAUGUACGACUGGCAGUUCAAUUACUUAGUGAUUCAGUUGGAAAGAUCCUCAAAGAAUACUACCCAGAAUCAAUGCAUGCAACAGCAGUCCUUUGUGAAAACAUGGAUAGAUUUUUUGAUUCACUAAAUGUAAGGAAUCAAGUAGAAGGUGUAAAAAAGCGAAAGCAGUUUUUACUGCCAUACCGCAGUGUCAAUGAUGAAAGAUUUGAAUGGCUGGAAAACUCCUUUUUAAAGUAUCUAGCAGACUGGAAAGAAAGUAUAAAGAAGCGUGAAGGUUUUUCAAAUGAUGCCAAAGCCAAAAUGUUCUUGUCUGCUCAGACUUAUGAAGGAAUAAGAAUCACAGUUCAUUCUGUCAUUGAAGCUACAAAAUUUCUGCUGCAAAGUGGUUUUGAAUUUGUGUUAACAGAGAAAUUCAAUCAAGAUGUCCUAGAGGAGUAUUUUGGUAGACAAAGAGGUUUGGGCAGAAGAAAUGAUAACCCUUCAUUAUAUCAAUUUGGGUACAAUGACAACAUUAUACGAAUGCAGAGAUCAGUAGUUCCUGUUACAGGCAACACUGUAGGAGCACACCAACAAAAACGCAAGCCUUCAUGGUACAUUGUUGAUAACCAACCUUUAAAGAAAAGAUAG
Rhopilema esculentum is the source of this 3529-nucleotide messenger RNA. NCBI's taxonomy places the organism in Eukaryota, Metazoa, Cnidaria, Scyphozoa, Rhizostomeae, Rhizostomatidae. The record is from RefSeq and is a predicted model, not a curated record.